Molecule: messenger RNA, 1840 nt
Organism: Amphiprion ocellaris (clown anemonefish)
Lineage: Eukaryota; Metazoa; Chordata; Actinopteri; Pomacentridae
Gene: plp1b
Product: proteolipid protein 1b
Exons: 7
Coding region: 216-989 (257 amino acids)
Biological process (GO): central nervous system myelination; axon development
Cellular component (GO): myelin sheath; plasma membrane
Molecular function (GO): structural constituent of myelin sheath
Source: RefSeq, a predicted model, not a curated record
CGACGCCUGUGACCACUGUAGAAAGAGGGUUGGACCAGAUUUAGUCAGGGCUGAGCUGUGAGGUGUUUGGUACAGGCAGAGGAGCGUUCACAUACGGAUGAAAUCAGCACAGAGAGGCUUGUUUUACAGUAGCGAUACCCUGUAGGCAGCACUGUACACCACUGGUUGGCACUGGGAUCUUUCUUUGUUGUGGAGUACAGGAUCAGAAGCAGCAAAUGUUUCCGGUCAGGCAGCCUUGGCUUUGCAAAGCCUUAGGUUGUUAUGAUUGCUGUAUCCGGUGCCUUGGGGCAGUGCCCUACCCAUCCCUGGUUGCCACCCUGCUGUGCUAUGCUGGCAUGGCAUUAUUUUGUGGCUGUGGGCACGAAGCGUUGGCCAAUACCGAAGUCCUCGUCGAGACUUACUUUGCCCGCAACGUUCAGGACUAUGUGGUCAUGGCCUCUUUUAUCAAAUACUUCCAGUACGUGAUCUACGGCCUGGCAUCCUUUUUCUUCCUCUACGGCAUCCUGCUGCUGGCUGAGGGUUUCUACACCACGAGUGCAGUCAAGCAGACUUUUGGCGAAUUCAGGAGUACCCAGUGUGGCCGCUGCCUCAGCCUGACGUUUAUCAUAGUGACGUACAUCUUGGCCUUCAUCUGGCUGGCAGUGUUUGCCUUCACUGCCAUCCCCGUCCUGUUCUUGUUCAACAUGGAGCAGACCUGCCACACCAUCAACAUCCUGGCAGAAACAACACCCAGCAUUAAUCAGCAUGGCUGGAUUUGCAUGGAUGCCAGGCAGUAUGGUCUGCUUCCUUGGAAUGCAAUGCCAGGCAAGGCUUGUGGAAUGACCUUGGCAUCGAUUUGCAAAACCAGCGAAUUCUACGUCACUUAUGACUUGUACAUAGCUGCAUUCGCCGGUGCUGGGGUCACUCUCUUGGCACUGUUCCUGUACAUGGUCGCCACCACCUACAACUACGCAGUGUUGCGGUUCCUGGGCAGAAAAGGGAUCCGCUAAGAGCAACACCUCAGUCAACCCCAUCGUCUGGCUUUGAGAAGGACAGUCAACGUUAUGCAACACUAGAUUUACAUUCAUCCUCUGGGAAACUGCAACUUCCAAACCUGGAUCACCUGCUAGUAUUUCUUUAGACAUGUCCAAUAACAAAAGACAAAAUGUGUCUUAUCACUGUUAAGUAUGAACAACAGACAGAGAGAUGAAGAUAAUUCACACCCAGCGAUGAGCUCUGGCCUGCUCCUCAAAUCCUCCUCUCAGAUGAUUCUCUUAGCUUUGUUGUUCAUUUUCCUUUUUGCAGGUUGUGUCUCUCAUUUUAUCUUUUCUGUGACGCUUCACUGGUGCUGAUUGUGAUGUAUGAUGUUUCAUGAAUAAUUAAGAGAUAUGACAGCUUGCCUUGCGAGUCAUAACUGCGUGCGCACCACUCAGUGUUUACUGAUGCACAUAUUGGUUCUGAAUAUGAUUUUGCUGCUGCCUCAUUAUCACCAUCUUGCGUAUCAACAUUGUGUGAACUAAAGCAAUUGAAGCUGAAACUACCAAAGUUUCUUUUUGAGCUUUUCACUUCACAAAAAAAGUACUUUGCACUCACUCACAAUGCAUUUUUGCUAUGUAGGGGGUGAAACAAAUAUCUGUAUUCCUGGAGGUGUUUUGGUUAAAGCUUAAAAUAAGCUACCCGAGGGGGUUGAUGCUUCAAUAACUGAUCUCCAGGUGACUUGUGUUUAAUGUGUAGCCCUGCUGCUUGGUCUGGUGUGUGCUUAUUUGAAAUUAAGGCUGAUUAAACCAUUUAAAUCUGAGGCAAUACAUUGUGAUUUUUAUUUAAACCAUACAGUAUGUUGCAAUAAAAUCAUUUAUGCUGA